AUGUACCGUACCUUGCCUUCAACGUCUACCACUCAAUAUACAGAAUGGAAACCCAAAUCAUGCACGGUGCCGGAUCUCACGCUGUCAAAUCUACAAUUCAAGCCGAUUCCUUACAUGUUCCAGCCAGAGGAUUUUGAUGAAGGUGACAACUUUCUGACCGGGCUCCGGGUGCUUUGUGGUGUAGGUGAUCCCGCCAUGAGGAAGGGUGUGGCUUACUACAUCUACGCUGGCGGAAAAUCCAUGCCGAGCAACCAAGCCUUCACUAGCUCCGACGGAGACAUGUUGAUAGUGCCUCAGCGAGGUUGUAUAGAUCUUCAAACGGAAAUGGGCCCGAUGAGACUACGCCCUGGCGAGAUUGCGGUCAUUCCUCGGGGAGUUCGUUUUCAUGUGUCCAUAGUAGCGGGCCCCAUCCGCGGUUAUGUCCUUGAAACCUUUAUAAAUCAUUUUGAAUUACCAGAGUUGGGUGCCAUUGGUAGCUGGGGCCUCGCAAACCCUAGAGAUUUUCAGGUUCCUCGACUCCAGUCAUACAAGCCUGGGGCGGAUACAAAAAUCAUUAACAAGUACUGCGGCAACCUCUUUUCUGCAACCAUGAAGGGGACUGUCUUUAACGUCAUUGGGUGGCACGGUACCAGCUUCCCAUACAAGUAUGACCUGGGUAAAUUUUGUACGAUGGUUGCUAUUUCGUACGAUCAUGCAGAUCCCUGUAUCUGGACUGUUUUGACAGUCAAGAGUGAAGAUGCCGCCAUACCUGCUGUUGAUGUGCUUGCCAUUCCUCCAAGAUGGGUUGUUCAUGAAGACACGUUCAGGCCACCCUCGUUCCACCGCAACGCUGCAUGCGAAUUUAUCGCCAUUAUCAAAGGCUCACUAGAUGGGCAGUCCGACGCCAGCGGGCUGGCGACCAUCCACAACGGGAUGACUCCACAUGGGCCUACUCGAACAGAGUGGGAGACAGGUGUAUCAGAAGAACAAGUCCCCGUCCGAAUAAGUGAUGAUAACAUGCUGGUGAUGUUUGAAAGCAGCUAUGCGCUGGGAAUCGCCGACUGGGCGGUUGGUGGCAAGACAGUUGGAAUAGGGAAUAGAUACAGCGAGAUGGAACCCACAAAAAUCUAA
Exophiala mesophila is the source of this 1110-nucleotide messenger RNA. Its product is annotated as homogentisate 1,2-dioxygenase. Gene Ontology annotation, molecular function: homogentisate 1,2-dioxygenase activity. The record is from RefSeq and is a predicted model, not a curated record. Lineage: Eukaryota; Fungi; Ascomycota; Eurotiomycetes; Chaetothyriales; Herpotrichiellaceae. Bases 1 to 1110 code for a protein of 369 amino acids. The transcript is spliced from 5 exons. Gene Ontology annotation, cellular component: cytoplasm. Gene Ontology annotation, biological process: L-phenylalanine catabolic process.